Molecule: messenger RNA, 3461 nt
Organism: Rhineura floridana
Lineage: Eukaryota; Metazoa; Chordata; Lepidosauria; Squamata; Rhineuridae
Gene: ELF2
Product: E74 like ETS transcription factor 2
Exons: 9
Coding region: 592-2376 (594 amino acids)
Biological process (GO): regulation of transcription by RNA polymerase II; cell differentiation
Cellular component (GO): nucleus
Molecular function (GO): DNA-binding transcription factor activity, RNA polymerase II-specific; sequence-specific DNA binding
Source: RefSeq, a predicted model, not a curated record
CAGCAUGAGAUGGUAAUAACAUAAUAGUAGCAACAGCCGCUUUCUUUUGCCAACGGGCAUGUGCGAGCUUCCCUUGCGCACAUGCCUACUAGGCGAAGGCGCUUCAGGUGUGCGAGCAUGUGCAGAAGCGUAGGCUAAGGGCCAGACUCGCGCACUCUGCCUGGCAGCCUUUGAGCGGGCGAGGCGAGCGAAUGAGACAAGUGGGAGGGGAGGGUGACCAGCCGAGGCUAUCGCGCGGGCCCAGCUCCCUCCCUCUCGUGUCUCCUCCCCUGGUGUUGGGCGGCUGCUGCUUCUAGCAAGCAGUUCUCCCUCUCUCGUCCUCCCUCCCUUCUCCCUCCCUCCCCCCCGAGCUGGUUUUCCCCUGGCUGUUGCUGCCGGCUGUUUUCCUCCCGCCGCUAUUUCGGCCUGAGAGAGGGAGAGCGACGUGACGCUUCCCUUUGACAUAUAAACAAGGACUUCUGGAAAGAAGUUGAUUUUGGAAACAUUCUUCCUUGUUUACAAACCUCCUGUAUCUCAGCUUUACUAGUUACCAUCACUGAGAAGAUUUACAUAUUUUGCCGUCAGCCUCCUAAUCUUUCCAGGGAAUGCACCAUGACAUCAGCAGCAGUUGACAGUGGAGGCUUGGGUCUGGAGUUUGACAGCAAUGGAGUACAAAUUCAAGGAAAGGAGAAUGAACCUGUCUCUGAAUAUCCAGCAGUGAUUGUAGAGCCAAUACCAAGUGCCAGAGUAGAACAAGGAUAUGCCGCACAGAUUUUUGUUUAUGAUGAUGAAACUUACCUUCUUCAAGAUGUUGCAGAAGAACAAGAAAUAGAGACUGAAACUGUGAAAACAGUGGAAGCAUCUGUACAUGGCAGCAAUGUGCACUGUUCAGAUAAGACAAUUGAAGCAGCAGAGGCAUUGCUUCAUAUGGAAUCUCCAACCUGCUUAAGAGAUGCUAGAACUCCAGUGGAAGUUUUUGUCCCACCUUGUGUGUCAACUCCAGAGUUCAUUCAUGCUGCAAUGAGGCCAGAUGUAAUUACAGAAACAGUAGUGGAGGUAUCAACUGAGGAGUCUGAACUAAUGGAUACAUCUCCUAUUCCAACAUCUCCAGAAAUCCUUGAGCCAAUGAAAAAAAAGAAAGCUGGCCGCAAGCCAAAAACCCAAGUGCCAUCAGCCGUUUCCACUGCAUCUCCAGACUUGGGUAUAAAAAAGAAGCCAAGAGAAGGCAAAGGAAAUACAACCUACUUGUGGGAAUUUCUUCUAGAUCUUCUUCAGGACAAAAAUACUUGUCCUCGAUAUAUCAAAUGGACUCAACGGGAGAAGGGCAUCUUUAAACUUGUGGACUCUAAAGCAGUGUCCAAACUAUGGGGAAAACACAAGAACAAGCCUGACAUGAACUAUGAAACAAUGGGAAGGGCUCUGAGGUACUACUAUCAGAGAGGAAUUCUGGCAAAAGUUGAAGGGCAAAGGCUUGUAUAUCAGUUUAAGGAAAUGCCCAAAAACAUUGUGGUUAUUGAUGACAAGAAUGAAUGUGGCAGUGAAGAUUUAUCAAUCCCCACAGAUGAGAAAUCAUUGGAACGAGUGUCGUUGUCUGCAGACAACCUCUUGAAAGCAGCAACCUCUGCUCGUGCAGGAAAAAAUGCUUCUCAGUUGAACUGCGCAAGAGCAGAGAAGCCCAUUACCAGAGUGGUGAAUAUCUCCUCACCUGGGCAUGAGAUGUCAUCUUGUUCUCCCGCCACAGCUACCGUUCCAGCAACAACAGCUCCCAGAACUGUUCGUGUGGCCAUGCAAGUGCCUGUUGUAAUGACAUCUCUGGGACAGAAAAUAUCGACUGUUGCAGUGCAAUCAGUAAAUGCAGGGUCACCAUUGAUUACCAGCACAAGCCCAACAACAGCAGCAACCCCAAAGGUAGUAAUCCAGACAAUCCCUACAGUGAUGCCAGCAUCUUCUGAAAAUGGAGAGAAAAUCACAAUGCAGCCUACAAAAAUAAUUACCAUCCCUGCUACGCAACUUGCCCAGUGCCAGUUGCAAACAAAAACUGGUUUGCCUGGGACAGGAAGUAUUAACAUAGUUGGAACACCACUAGCUGUGAGGGCACUUACUCCUCUGUCUAUAGCCCAUGGGACACCAGUGAUGAGACUAUCCAUGCCGGCCCACCAGGCAGGUAGCCAUACUCCUCCCAGAGUUAUUAGUGCAGUGAUAAAAGGUCCAGAGGUCAAAUCUGAAGCAAUGGCCUUAAAGCAGGAGCGGGAGCUUAAAACGCUGCAACUUGUUCAAGAAGAAAAGCCAGCAGAUGGAACCAAAACAGUUACCCAUGUGGUUGUUGUUAGUACUCCAUCAGCUAUUGCCCUCCCUGUAACUGUGAAAACAGAGGGAAUGGUAACGUGUGAGAAAUGAAGAAAAGGCAGCUAUGAACAUGAAUUAUAGACCAUUGUGGAAUUAAGCAAACUGACAUUUAGGGAGGCAGGGAAAUGGACACAAUCAAGAAGUAACAAAGAACUGGGAUUUUAAAAAUUGUUAAUAGUUAUGCAUAUAUUUGAAACUUACUGGAAAUGAAUUAAUAUCCCAUGUUUCAGUGGGAAUUGAACCACAUCCUCACGCUGACACAAUUGCCUCUUGCAAAUUGGGAAGCUACUAAGUUGAUGAAGAAGAAAUUUUUUAGGGGUUGACAGGAAUCGAGAGGCUCACUGCAUUAUCAAGUUACACUAAGACAUGGAAUACUAAGCUGGUUCUGUGAAGCGUUCUUGGUUUAUGUCUAUGGGGGAGGGACAGCAAGAAGAGUCUCACUGUUACGUGACAAAUCUGACGCAUUUAAAAUGUGCAUACCAGCAAUUACUACUGUGUAUUCACAGUAUUCAACUGGUGCUAUGUGAAAAACUCUGCUACUAGGUAUUUUAGAAUGUGAAUUAAAGGAGAGGAUUAAAAAGCUUCUAAAAGAAGACAAAGAUCUAGAGGGAUUUUUGUAUCAUACAGCUUAAGCAGAUUUAAAAUGAAAGCCUUAGACUGAUUUUCAGUUAUCUUUCUUGAAAUAAGCUAAUGGCUUGUUUGUGUAAAGCAUUUUUUAUUAAAAUAAUUUUUUAAAAAAUCUUAUACCUAGCACAGUAUUGUUAUAGAAUUACAUGUAACAUAUUUUGUAUGGUAGUUAAGUCUGUCAGUUUCUUAAUUGUGGACAAAGUGGCCAUAGGGUUGUGUUGGCCUUUUGCUUCACCAGGCCUGGGUCACCCACUUAGUCUUGACAUCUGUGCAUACAUUUCAAUUUCAGCUUCUACUCUGUCACUUGAAAGGUCACGCUUGGCAUGAACUCUUGUCAGGUAGUUAAGAGCCUGUACAUUUUUUUAGUUGAAGUUAGAGGGAAGUACCAGUGUUCAGAAUGAACUAUAAUAGUUUGUAUAUUCAACAUUUAAAGUAUAUUCUAUUUUGUUGUACUCUUGUUUCAAAGUGUAUUCAAGUAGGUUUUACUGAAAUACAAACAUGAAAUUUAA